Lactuca virosa is the source of this 585-nucleotide messenger RNA. The record is from the annotation of a GenBank genome assembly. Lineage: Eukaryota; Viridiplantae; Streptophyta; Magnoliopsida; Asterales; Asteraceae.
AUGAAAAAAGAGUGGAAGCUUUAUGACCGCUUAAUGAGGCUUGAAACCAGACUCGGUGAAACGAGAAGCCUAAUAGAGGCAUCUCCUGAGUGGGAGGAGAAAAUAAAGGAGAAUAAAGAAUAUGCCAAAUUUAGGAACACAAAUUUGAGCAUAUUUGAUGAGAAAUAUGCUCUUCUGUUUCGAGAUUCUGUUGCCGUUGGAGAUCAGACUAUGACUCAUUUACAAUUUCAAAACAAUACCAAUCUGAACGAACAAAAUAUGGAGGGAAAUGGAGAUAGUGAUGAAAUCAAUUUAGAGGAUGAUGAGCCUCGUUUUCCUAGUUUCCAUGAAAGUAGUUCAAGUAAAAGGAAGAAGUCUAAGCUUGUUUCCAACAACCGAUCAACCAAUAGUAAAAGUUCAAUUUAUGAGGAAAAAGUAAAUGCUUUAUUGGAAGUCAUAUCAACAAAAAACACACAAACUUUUCUACAAAGUAAUCCUUCCCCAACAAUAGCAGAUUGCAUGGCCAUUGUCAUCAAGUUUCCCGAUUUUCGUGAAGGAUCCAAAAAUUUUUCACAAGCAUUGAUUGUCUUCAACAAAAAAGCUUAA